This is a messenger RNA of Trichomonas vaginalis G3, 573 nucleotides long. RefSeq names its product protein of unknown function, DUF4106 family. The transcript has a single exon. The record is from RefSeq and is a predicted model, not a curated record. Bases 1 to 573 code for a protein of 190 amino acids. Lineage: Eukaryota; Parabasalia; Trichomonadida; Trichomonadidae.
AUGUUAGUAUUGAAAAACAUGUUCCUUGACAAAAUAAAACCAACUACAGAAAUAAAUGACGCAAGACUGAAACAUUGGGUAAAAGCUUUCCCAUUCACAAAAGAUAUUAUUGGUAACAUGGAAAGAAAACCAGAAUGGCUACAAAAACAUAUAUUUGGAAACGAGCUUAUUCCAUAUGGACAAGCUCUGUUUGAAGAGCUUGAACCGGAAACUCAGGAAAGAGUCAUGCAAACAAUACGCGAAGACUCAAAUACAAACUAUGACAAAAUCUUUCUAGGAUAUAGGUUACCUGAGAUGGGCGACCAGAGCCCAAAGGCAAAAAGGACAUGGGAAAUUUACAACAUACUAGGUGAACAUGAGGCAAAGAUGCUACAACUUGAAGCAGAGGGCAAGUUACCAAAAGCGACACCAAAGAAGAAGAGAAGAGUAGAACAAAGUGAAAGUAGUGAAGAAGUAACUUCAUCUAGUGAAAGUAGUGGCAAUGAAGGAAAAAGAAGAGUUAAAGAUUCAGUUAAAAACUCAGUCAGGAAGAAAGUAAAGCUUGGUCCGAGUGGGUUCUAUUAUGACAUAUAA